Molecule: messenger RNA, 2830 nt
Organism: Haliotis rubra (blacklip abalone)
Lineage: Eukaryota; Metazoa; Mollusca; Gastropoda; Lepetellida; Haliotidae
Product: zygotic DNA replication licensing factor mcm3-like
Exons: 21
Biological process (GO): DNA replication; double-strand break repair via break-induced replication; DNA strand elongation involved in DNA replication
Cellular component (GO): nucleus; MCM complex
Molecular function (GO): ATP binding; single-stranded DNA helicase activity; ATP hydrolysis activity
Source: RefSeq, a predicted model, not a curated record
CGUGACCAAAACCCCGCGAAAUUUUCACAUGGUGUCAUUUGGCGGGAGUUAGCUUUGUUGGUGUGUACAGAUUGGAGUAUCUAGUGACAGUGAAACAUUGUGAUCAACUAUGGCCACUACGGACCUCGAUCAACGCAUCAGAGAUAUCCAGAGGGAAUACCUGGAUUUUCUGGACGAUGAUCAAGAUCAGGGCAUCUAUCAACAAAAAGUCAGGGAUAUGAUCACCAACAGCGAGGUCAGGUUGACUGUCAAUGUCAACGACCUCAGAAAGAAAAAUCCAAAGAGGGCGACAGCUUUGUUGGAGGAUUCUUUUGAGGAGAUGAUAGCUUUCCAGAAUGCUCUGAAAGAACUUGUUGCUUCAGCAGAUCCAGUUUACAGCAAACAACAUGAAGCUUUCUUCGUUGGGCUGGAAGGAAGUUUUGGAGCAAAACAUGUAACUCCACGAUCACUGACAUCUCGUUUCCUGGGCAACAUGGUGUGUGUGGAGGGUAUUGUCACAAAGUGUUCUCUUAUCCGCCCCAAAGUUGUACGCAGUGUCCACUACUGUCCUGCAACAAAGAAGACGAUGGAGAGGAAGUAUACAGACAUGACAUCACUGGAGGCGUACCCUAGCACAGCCGCCUACCCCCACAAAGGUUAGGACAUUAAAAUAAUUCAUGAUGAAGAUGGCAACUUGUUGGAGACUGAGUUUGGUUUGUCGGUGUACAAGGAUCACCAGACAUUUGGCAUCCAGGAAAUGCCAGAGAAGGCUCCCCCAGGCCAGCUGCCAAGAUCUGUGGAGAUUGUUGCAGACAAUGAUCUGGUGGACAAAUGCAAGCCUGGAGACAGAGUCCAGGUCAUUGGUACGUUCCGGUGUCUGCCAGGAAAAAAGAAUGGCUACACCACUGGCACGUUCCGCACAAUCCUCAUCGGCAACAACGUCCAGCUGCUGAGUAAGGAAGUGUCUCCCAUGUUCUCGGCUGAUGAUGUUGCCAAAAUAAAGAAGUUUGGAAAAGCCAAGAACAUGGAUGUGUUUGAGGCACUCAGCAAGUCAGUGGCACCAUCUAUUUGUGGCCAUCCGUACAUUAAGAAGGCUGUCCUCUGUAUGCUGCUGGGGGGGAAUGAGAAGGUUCUAGCUAAUGGAACUCGGCUCAGAGGAGACAUCAAUGUGUUGCUGAUUGGAGAUCCAUCAGUGGCCAAGUCACAGAUGCUGAGGUAUGUGCUAAACACUGCUCCAAGAGCAAUUCCUACCACAGGCCGAGGGUCAUCUGGAGUUGGUCUCACUGCAGCGGUGACAUCAGACCAAGAAACAGGGGAGAGACGUCUUGAAGCUGGUGCUAUGGUGCUAGCUGAUCGUGGCAUUGUUUGCAUUGAUGAGUUCGACAAGAUGUCUGACAUUGACAGAACAGCGAUACAUGAGGUGAUGGAACAGGGCCGUGUGACAAUCUCAAAGGCUGGAAUUCAUGCCAAACUGAAUGCAAGGUGCAGUGUGCUGGCUGCUGCCAAUCCUGUCUAUGGAAGGUACGACCAGUACAAGACUCCUAUGGAGAAUAUAGGACUGCAGGAUUCUCUUUUGUCUCGAUUUGAUCUUCUCUUCAUUGUCCUUGACAAGAUGGACCCUGACAGUGAUCGCCAUAUAUCGGACCACGUUCUGAGAAUGCACAGGUACCGAGCUGGCAAUGAGCAGGAUGGAGACGUUUUGACCAUGGGAAGCUCAGUGGACAUGUUGGCUACACAAGACCCGGAAGCUGAUCGGGAUCAGUCAGAGGAGACGCCCAUGUACGAGAAGUAUGAUGUCUUGCUGCAUGGCAAUUCCAGGAGCAAAAAAGACAAGAUUCUGAGUAUGGAAUUUAUGAGGAAGUACAUCCAUGUUGCCAAGGCCUUGAAGCCCAGUCUGACGAGGGAGGCUUCCGACUACAUCGCCGAGGAGUACGCCAAGCUGAGAAGUCAAGACAACCUCCAGCAGAGCAACGUAGCACGGACUCAGCCAGUGACUGCCAGAGCGUUGGAAACGAUGAUCCGUAUCUCCACAGCCCAUGCCAAGUCCAGACUGUCCAAGACAGUCGAACUCCAAGAUGCUCAAGCUGCUGUGGAACUCAUACAGUUUGCCUAUUUCAAGAAGGUUCUGGAGAAGGAGAAGAGUCGGAGGAGGAAGCAUGAUGAUGAUGAGACUGAGGAAAGUAGCCAAGAGGAAGGAGAGGAAGAAGAGAAACCCAAGAAGAAGAAGCGUAAGGAAGUGCGAGAGCGUCGGCCCUCAAAGAAGGAAGGAGAAGAUGGCUAUGACCCAUAUGACUUCUCUGGGGAUGAGGACAGUCAGGCUGAGGAUGAAGCAACAGAGGGCACGGAGAAAAAGAAGAGGCGAUUACCACGGAGAUCAGAAUCGGCCAUGGAAGCUGAGGAGUCUUCACAGACUGAUAAACUGUCCGAUGACAGACUGAAGGCCUUCAGGAGCUCCUUGUUCAACCUGUUCAAGACUGAACAUGCUCAAUCAGUGGAACUGGACAAGAUCCGGGCGUUCGUGAAUAAGCAACAAGUCGGCUCAGAGUUCACUCAAGAGGAAAUCAUGCAGGCCAUUGACCAGAUGAUGGACAUGAACCAGAUCAUGUUGUCGGACAAUGUUGUCUUCCUUAUAUAAGAAGAUUCUUUCCUGUGGCAGAACCCAGAUCAUGUUGUCAGACAAUGUUGUCUUCCUUAUAUAAGAAGAGUCUGUCCUGUGGCAGAACCCAGAUCAUGUUGUCAGACAAUGUUGUCUUCCUUAUAUAAGAAGAGUCUGUCCUGUGGCAGAACCCAGAUCAUGUUGUCGGACAAUGUUGUCUUCCUUAUAUAAGAAGAAUCUGUCCUGUGGCAGAAC